UUUUUUUUUUUUUUUUCAAAUGGCCACAGAUCACCUGUUACGUAUUUCCUUGUGGGACUUUCGGCGGGCUGUGAGGAUCAAAGGCAAGGAAGGGAGAGAGCUAAGUUUGAGUGUGCUGCUUUGACAAAUGUGUGCGAUAGAAAGGCAUUAUAGGUAUGUUACUGAUCUGCUGCUAUUUUGACAGAACGGGGCUGUUUUGGACUAAAUUAUUCAAAUCUAUUUAAAGAGUUUUAGGCUGCCGGGAAACUUGAGAGAGCGAGUGGAAGUCGGUGGUUUGUGUUUUUAAAUUGCUUUGUUUUUUUUUCUUCUUUUAUUGAGACUGAGGUGACUUCCUGUCCUGUAACGUUCUGGAGCGGUUUCCUGUCAGUCCUGCUGAGGGGCCGUGUUGGUUUAAGGGGCCGUCAAGGUCCGGUUCAAAUACUGUACACAUGUCAAGAAAGACUCGCCGUGUUGUGAGACGGUCGAACUCUUUCCUUCAGACAUCUCAACUAAAUGUGAUCAAUGGUCCUGGCGACUACGUCCUCCUCCUUUUUCUACUGGAUUCUUAUAAUAGUUGUAUGCCAUUGAGAUGCAUUGUUGAAGAAUUUAUGAAACCAUAAACAAUAGACUCUGUGCUUUCUUUGUUACUGUUGGGUGAUCGUUGUUGUUGUUGUUGUUGUCUUUGAACGACCAUAAAACCUUUUUUGUAACAUUCAGCUAUAAGGGACCACCCAUGUAGACCAUUUCCUCUCCCCUCCCUUCAUUCCAGUUGUGUCUUUGUGCACGUACAGAUCUCUAUGCGUACAUGGAUUAUGGGAAUAAAUAGAGGUAAUCCCGCUUUGGAACUAAUAUAAACAACGCCUUAGUUUCUGUUUUCGUUAAAAAAAAAAUGAUUUUCUUAAAAAUCCCUAUUGGUUGUUAAUGAAGCAUUCUCCUUUCUUCUGUGCGUGUAUCUUAAUGCACAGAAAUGUACACAUUUAAUUUAUAUUGUACAUCACGUUGGUAAAAUAGGCUGCACAUUAUUUUAUUAUUCCAGUAGCAACGUGAGAAUUCCAACUGAUACUUUUUAAAUUAUAUUUUUAAAAAGAAAAAGUCACAGAGGCAAUGUCAUUUUUACUGUAACACACAGCCGCUUUAUGCUAUUUUCUAGCUUUAAAAAAAAAGUCCCCUUAAAACAGACCCGCCUUUUUCUCUUUUUCAUAUCGUGAUUCCUGAUUCCAAGGUCGUCCAUUUUUUUUGAGCAAGCAUUCAUCUGAAUAUCAGGAUCAGGCCCGGGUAGAGUGUUAAUGACUCAUCCUGUUUACCCCGCCGCUGUUGGGUGUGAUCUUACUCCCCAGACUGUUUUCCCAGCUGUGGGGGGCAGAACAGGAUUAUGCGCCGUCUUUAUCAAAGGACAGUUUGAAGCAGAGGAACAGGACUUAGCAGUAGCUUGAUUAAAAAAGGAAAUCGCAAACUUGAAUGAACGAACGAAUUGAGCUGUGAAAUACUCUCAUGAAAAGUAAUAUAUCGAUUUCCACUUGAGAAACACACAGUUUGAGUUUUUGUUUUCAGAAUCUGCGGCCCUUAUGUUUAUGAAAGCGAUACUCCACCGGAAUGCCUCGUGCACACCAAGAUGUCACUGUCUUUCCUCAUCGCUUGCAUCUACGUGCAUGUAGGAGGUUGUCAUGAGAAAAGGCGGGGGGGGGCUUGAGCUGGUGUCAUAACUGACUGACUAGCUGUAUUUAUAAUUACGGGGAGGGAGGAUCUUAUGGUGGAGUAUGAGUUUCUUCAUGUGAGACACAUAUUUUCUGCAGCUUUUGUGUUUUGCGUGGACGUUGUUAUCACUAUUUCAGCGCCAGCCGCGGCUGAGAUGUUGAUUGCGCGAAAGUGCGCCUCCUUCCCUCCUUGCCCCCGCCGCUCCCCCGCCCUGAGGAAUCAAUCAUGGAAGCUAAUGAUUCUUGUCUUUCUCCCACAUGGCAUCGGCUCACUUUAUCAUAGCAUGAACACACGACAUAUCUCUUGCUCACACUCUCUCCCGCGUUCAUUCACACACAUUUGGAAAACGCAUACAUUUGCCCCUAAACAAUAUGUGAAGAUGUUACUUUACAUUGCCAUCCAAGAAUAUUGUUGUAUUAAAAUUCCUCUUCUGUUUUUUUUUUCUAUUCUAAGGGAGCCUCUAUACUCCCAUCACCCUUUAUUAGCUUGAUAAAUCACCUCUGUUGUCAGUCAAGCCAGGGAGAAUAAUUGGAUGUGGUUGUCGCCCUGUGUGAUGGAUUAUCAUUCAUUGGGGAUUAAAUUAACAGAUAGUGCUCAGACAUAAUGGUUUUUGUUUUGCAUUUUAAAUUGCCUGGGAGCACGGCUGGGCUCUGUAGGCUUUAUAGCUCCUUUUGGACUUCUUUCCCUCGCUGUGUGCUACCCAGGCUCAAUGACAAAUGAACAAUAAACGAAAAGGGCCGCGGCUCUAUUAGUAAGAAAUGUAAAACAUUUAGAACUUGGUUUUAAAGAGAGCCGUGUGGCUGUUUACCAAUGUGAUAGCAUGACGGGAAACUGGGAGUAGUGGGAAUAGUUUGAUGAAAUGGCAAUGGCAAGAAAUAUGUGGAAUAAGAGAAAAGUGACCUGACAACUUGGUCAAGCGGUGCGCCGGGCUCGCCUGAUCCGAGCUGACAUCCGUGAACAGCCAGCGAGGACGCACAACACAUUAACUGCCUCAUCCUGGCUGGAUUUCCUUUUUCAAAUGAGAGUCUGGCACGAAUACCUUCCACAGGAAAAAGCACAAGAGAAAGUAAAGGAAGGAGGGUGUGCGCAGAGGCUCGAGCGCUGGUUAGCAGUCAGAUAGCGAGUUUGCCUGAACAAUUUACCUCCUCGUGCCCCUUCUUCGUCCUCCGAGGCCCCUCCCUCCGUUCCGCAUUAUCAUAUUGUGUCCAGAACAUGAGGGGCCGGGGAAGUGAUCAUGUCAUUUUAUUUACACUCGGCUUGGCCACAAACGACAUGCCACUGACUGCCAAGCAAACUGGGGCCCGACGACAUCUUUUGAUCAGGGCUGUCGGGGCCGAUCAGCGGAGAAUGGCAGGUAAUGGAUACCCGGUGACAAACCAAAUCUCCGGGAGGACGCAGAGUGGUCUGCACCUGCCAGGUCUCCAUUAGGCUGGCCCCCCUCGGUGGGGCUGCCUGCUGACUCUCCCCCCGGGGCCCAAAUCAGACCAGCGCCAGCCGCAUGGCUGCCUAGAGAUUGGCUGUUAGCACUGGAAAUGAGAGUUAUUUCAGCUAUGACAUUUUUGUUUAGACUGGACGUGAGUGUGUGGGGCGGUGGGGGGGUGGGGGAAUGAAGGGUUCAGUCCCCCCCACCGUGUGUGUGUGUGUGUUCGUCGGGGCCUGUUUGUGUCCACAUAGUGGACCAAACUAUAAAAGCUCAUACCUACGGCUUCUUUCCGUGGCAUUUGUCUUCGUUUAUAAUAUUGUAAAAACGGCCGUGGACCUGUCCACAGGCCAUCCACUGUUUUCGGGGAUUAUUUGUUUUUCCUUAAGAUGAGUGGUUUUGUGAGUGAGGUGGACAGGAAAUGAGCAAGAGGGGCGCGGCGAGACUGCUCUGACGGGGGGUGGAGUGAUAGGAGAGUCGGCGUACAGGGCGGCUGGUUACAGGACGUGCACCUUAUCACCUCUCUCCAUGCGAGCAGCGGUCGUCAACAUGCAAAGUGACAGCCUAUUCUCCCGAGGACAUGACAGAGCACACUGUGGUGGAGGACGAGGAGGCGGAAGCGGACGACCUGCCCGUCGCGGCCCCGGAGGAUGACCUUCCCGUGAAGGAUGGGUUUGUGGAGGAAUGCGGAGGGCCUGCCGAGGAGCAGACGUGUGAUCAGGAAUCAGCUGGGGCAGCGGAGCUCUCAGGACAGGAGAUGGACAUUGAGUCACAAGUGAGUGAGACCAGUGACCAAAGUCUCUCAGACUUUGAGAGUCCCUCAAGAAAAGCUGAGGGCAACUUGGUCCCAGCACCCCUGAAUGGUGGCACUAAAACCCCUCCCAUAGGCAUGGACACCUUAGAACAAAUGAAGGUCAUAUACUCCAGCUUCCUCACCGGGCCCCUGUGGUCCCCGCUGAACUUUAAUUCCACGUCGCCGCUGGCGCAGACGUCGGCCUCUGCGGAGAAGCCGGCUCGCAGCAACAGCACCAGCAGCAGCAGCAGUAGCUGCGGCAGCGGCAACUACGACUGGCACCAGUCUGCGGUGGCAAAGACACUACAACAGCAGACUCCCCAGAGCCGCCAUCCUGCACAAUCUGAGCCCAACCUCUUCAGCACGGUGCAGCUCCACAGGCAAAACCCCAAGCUCUUCGGCUCAAUCUUCACCGGGGCUAGUAAGUUCCGGUGUAAGGGCUGCAGUGCCGCCUACGACACCCUGGUGGAUCUGACGGUUCACAUGAACGACACAGGCCACUACCGCGACGACAACCACGACAAGGCGGGCGGUGGCUCAAAGCGCUGGUCAAAGCCACGUAAGCGAUCCCUGAUGGAGAUGGAGGAAAAGGAGGACGCCCAGAAAGUCUUGAAGUGCAUGUAUUGUGGACACUCCUUUGAAUCGCUCCAGGACCUCAGCGUGCACAUGAUCAAGACCAAACACUACCAGAAAGUGCCUCUGAAGGAGCCCAUGGCCCCUAUGGCGGGCAAGAUAAUGUCUUCUAAGAAAAGGGGACUCGUGGGGUUGGACCUCACGGCAGCACCGCGCUCUCGAGAAGGAACCCUGAGACCUAAGCACCUACAAGCAGACCAGGGUGAACCCUCCCAGAAACCUCCCUCCGGCCCCUACACAACCCCCAACAACCGCUACGGCCACCAGAACGGUGCCAGCUACACUUGGCAGUUUGAAUCCAACAAAUUUCAGAUCCUCAAGUGUAUGGAGUGCGAGAGUUCCCACAAUACACUUCAAGAGCUGAGAACCCACAUGAUGGUGACAGGACACUUCCUGAGGGUGACCAACUCUGUGGGGAAGAGAGUCAAAACACUCCCUGAGGCCACCUCCCCCAACCCUGGUAGGGUUACCACACCCACUGAGCAGAGGGUCCAAUCUGUCCCACUCGCACCCUCCACCUUCUGUCCUCCGCCUCUUCAAACCACGACAAGUCCCCCCGCUACCUCCCCUCCUCUCAAAGAUAUAAAAAAGGAGGAGGUGGAGGAGGAGUGCUCCAAGCAAGAGGCUGUGAGAAGUGAGAAGCGGGUUACAGCGUCAGUCGGGAAGGAGGAGGAUGCUGAGAAGGAGGAAAAAUAUGACAUCUCCAAGUAUAGCUAUCUUACGGAAGAAGAUCUGAAGGAGAGCCCUAAAGGUGGCUUUGACAUUCUCAAAUCACUGGAAAACACUGUGACGUCAGCCAUCAACAAGGCACAGAGUGGGAACCCAAGCUGGGGGGGCUAUCCUAGCAUCCACGCGGCCUACCAGUUCCCCAGUGCCCUCAACCUCCAACAGGGCAUCAUGGAAAAGAACUCCCCACUGAAGUUCUUGUUCAACGGAGGGGACGGAGCGCUGUCCUCCCUCGCAAAGAACCAGCCCCUCGUUUCCCUACCUCUUGGUCAGUCGUCCCCAUUCCCCAGCAACAACUUCCAGGCGAUGGAGGAUCUCGUUAAAAAAGUGACUGAGAAAGUAGCGAAAGUAGAGCAAAGGGUGAAGCUGUUGUCUCCAAAGAUGGAGAGCCACCCCUCUCCCUGUAGCAGUGAGGCUGGGGGAUUGCAUCAGGAAGGAGAGGCCAACUCGCCUCGGCAAUGGAGGUCGGUCACCCUAGCCAAUAGCGACAGGGGAAGCCACAGCGACAGGGCGUCCCCGGCAACCGAACCCAAGAGAGAGACGGCGGUCCGAUCUCCACUUGCCUCUACGCUGAGAUGCAGUACAGCCAUUAUCACUGGCCACACUCCUCCAGAGCAGCCCUUUGUCAACCCUCUAAGUGCUCUUCAGUCAGUAAUGAACAUUCAUUUGGGGAAAGCGGCCAAGCCCUCCUUGCCAAACCAAGAUCCCCUGAGCCUGCUCUCCAGGCUCAACCAGAGCAUGGCUGAGAGGGCUGCUGUGGCCGCUCCUCCCCCACAAACCAAAAAGCCGGAAAGCGUAGUUGAUAAUAGCUUUUGCCAGCCCAGUGAUGAUCAGCCCAUGGACCUUACUAAAGGGAAAAGUGAUAGAGGUGGCUCUGUAGGCUCAGCCCCCUUAACCCCUUCAUCCACGGCUUCCUCCAUCUCCCCCACGUCCAUUUACACUCCUGCAAAGCUGACGGUUGUCUCUCCCUACACAUCCAGCAGCCCUCUGAAUGAAAACGCAUUGUCGGAUAUCUCAGACAUGCUGAGGAACCUGACCCAGUCGCACCACGUGCCAAAGCCGACCUUACGGUCCCGGGUCGCAGACAAAGCCGAGAUCUCGGGCUCCGCUCACGAGGACGACGAAGCGUCCCUGCACGGCCACAAACGCAAAGGCCGCCACUCUAACUGGAACCCGCAGCACCUCCUCCUCCUGCAGGCCCACUUUGCCUCAAGCCUGAGGCAGACGUCGGAGGGGAAGUACAUCAUCAACGACCUCAGCCCACAGGAGAGAAUGCACGUGUCUCGGUUCACGGGCCUCUCCAUGACCACCAUCAGCCACUGGCUGGCUAACGUCAAGUACCAGCUGAGGAGAACCGGCAGAACCAAGUUCCUCAAGAACCUGGACUCGGGUCAACCCAUAUUCUUCUGCAGUGACUGUGCCUCACAGAUCCGCACCCCAGCAGCGUAUGUAUGCCACCUGGAAGCCCACCUAGGGUUCAGAAUCAGGGACCUGGCCAAGCUGUCCCCUAAGCAGACUGUCAGGGACACCCACGCUCUCUCUGAGAAACUGGUGCCCCUGGAGUCCUUCCUUUCUCCACAAUCACAAGACGACUGCAGCGGUAAUGGGGCAGUGUUCCGUUGCCAGCUAUGCGUCCGUAAAUUUGCCACUAAGCACGCCAUCAAGCUUCACCUCAGCAAGAGCCACGGGAAGUCUCCAGAGGACCAUCUGCUGUAUGUGAGCGAAGUAGAGAAACACUAAAUUACUCUCGGCAGUAGACUUACUGGAAAACGUAUGUAGAAUUGCUGUUAAAAAAACAAACAAAAAUUAAAAACAAAAAGUGUGGUAAUGCACAAAGAUUGAAUUAACUACUGUUAAAAUAGUCAGCACAUGGUGUUUACAUCUAUUCGACCUAUAGACGUUUCUGAUUUCUCUGUAUUUCACCAAAAUAUAGUGUAGGUUGCAGACCUUCAGCCUAAAAGGACCGAUCAUUUCAUGAUCUUGGUGAAUCUCUCGACUAGGUCAGCUAAUAACCUGAAGUGUAUUAACUUUAUUGUAUUUAUUUCGUGAGUUUGGUUCUGAUUUUCUGGUAGACUGCAUGUUCAACAAGUUUUACUGUCAACAUUUGUACCAAUCCUGUUCUUUCCUGUCUACAUUCUAAAAUGCCCCAACAAACUGGUCAUUUUUCUAACUCCUUAAAACAGCCAAAUGCCUGGAAACGCUCCUUUUAUAAAACAAAAUCUGCCAAACAGCAACGGUUCAUUGCUUGUUUUGUUUUUGUUUAUUAUUCUCUGUACAGCCUGUUGAUUUUCUUGCUGAUUGUAAAAGCUGCCUUGUUCUUUAUCAUUGAGUGAGGGGCACUUAAAAUCCAGGUCUGUGUAUAAAUGUAUAUAUAGUGUAUAAGCUUAAAACGUGCUGUUAAAUUAUGCAUACUUGUUAUAUUUCCUAAUUUAAGAGGACUAUGACUAUCCACUGGUGCAGAGCCGUUGAAGAAGAUGAAAAGGACAUUGUUUUGCACAAUAGUUUUAUAAAUGUUAUUUGAUAAAAAAAAGAAACCAAUACAAAUAUGUUAAUGCCUUGUGCUUCUAUGAUUAAAUUGAAUUAACUGCUGCAUUAAA
Messenger RNA from Gasterosteus aculeatus aculeatus (three-spined stickleback), 7843 nucleotides. Its product is annotated as teashirt homolog 3-like. Lineage: Eukaryota; Metazoa; Chordata; Actinopteri; Perciformes; Gasterosteidae. The record is from RefSeq and is a predicted model, not a curated record. Gene Ontology annotation, biological process: regulation of transcription by RNA polymerase II. Gene Ontology annotation, molecular function: DNA binding; DNA-binding transcription factor activity, RNA polymerase II-specific. Gene Ontology annotation, cellular component: nucleus.